This is a messenger RNA of Diachasma alloeum, 605 nucleotides long. RefSeq lists its product as uncharacterized. NCBI's taxonomy places the organism in Eukaryota, Metazoa, Arthropoda, Insecta, Hymenoptera, Braconidae. Gene Ontology annotation, molecular function: protein binding. The record is from RefSeq and is a predicted model, not a curated record. The annotation marks the transcript as partial. The transcript has 3 exons.
AUAUCGCGUGUUGAUUAUUUAUUGUAUCCACAGAAGGGAAUUCUCAACGUCGAGGGCAAGAAGUUUAUUAUCCCCCGGGAUAAUAACAAAGUUGGAUCUUUGGCGAAUUGUAAUAUACAGCUGGAACAUCCGAGCAUUUCGAAAAUCCACAUUCGAAUUGACUGGACGAAAGUGGGACUGGUUGUCACAAACAUGACCAGCUCCGGCAAAACCUUUCUCAAUAACGUUCCGAUGAAGCCGCUGGAAGCCAAGAUGAUCAAGCGAUGGGAAACAACCUUGAGAUUGGGAGAAUUCGAGGGUCACCUGAGCCUCCACAAGAAGGCCAGGAAGAUCGCCCGGACGGCCUCGAAGAAGCUCCAACAGAGCCACUCCAACGGGCCGUGCUCAAAAUGCAGCAAGCACCGCAUUUUCAAGAUCCAAGCGGUGUUCGACGAGAAACGAAAAUUCCACCUGAAAUUCGUCAUGCCUAAGAGGAAUGUCACGAGUGGAGAUGGCGCGGGUCUGAGGAGAGCAGCUCUCCAUCGUUCUCUCUGUCAGAAUUUCUCACAUUUGAGCCUGAUUACGCCGGAAGGAGACUGAUCAUCUACUUAAUCUUGUAAUCAAUU